This is a messenger RNA of Talpa occidentalis (Iberian mole), 1901 nucleotides long. RefSeq names its product succinate dehydrogenase complex assembly factor 3 (gene SDHAF3). Bases 47 to 424 code for a protein of 125 amino acids. Gene Ontology annotation, biological process: succinate metabolic process; mitochondrial respiratory chain complex II assembly. The transcript is spliced from 2 exons. Gene Ontology annotation, cellular component: mitochondrial intermembrane space; mitochondrion. The record is from RefSeq and is a predicted model, not a curated record. Lineage: Eukaryota; Metazoa; Chordata; Mammalia; Eulipotyphla; Talpidae.
CAAGCUGUGUCUGCGCAGGCGCGGUGCGCUCUCCACGCGCGACGCUAUGCCGAGCCGGCACGUCCUGCGUGUCCGGGCCUUAUACCGGCGCAUCUUGGCGCUGCACCGCGUUCUGCCCCCGGACCUCAAAGCCCUUGGCGACCAGUACGUGAAGGACGAAUUUAGGAGACAUAAGACCGUUGCUUCUGACGAGGCCCAGCGUUUCUUGCAGGAAUGGGAGGUAUAUGCAGCAAUGCUGUGGCAACAAGCUAAUGAAAACAGACAAAAUUCAACUGAAAAAGCCUGUUUUGGAACCACCCUUCCAGAAGAAAAACUUAAUGACUUUCGUGAUGAACAAAUUGGACAGUUGCAGGAGCUGAUGCUAGAAGCCACUAAACCUAGUAGGCAAUUUAGUAUUACUGAGUCUACGAAAAAAGAAGUUUAGUGUAUUACAGUAAACCUAAAGAAAGCAUUUAAAGCUCAGAACCCCUUUAUCUGUUUCUAAGGUUUAUUUCUUUGUUUUCUUAGGCUUUGGAAUGCCUGAUAUUAAUUUUUUCUUUUAUUUGGGAAUGUUCUCUGCAGUAUAUGGAUCAGGAUCACUAGUAGACAAAACUUUACUGCAGUACUACCUGCUGCAUGGGAUUUAACUUUUGGAUUAAACCAAGAAUGCCUACAAAAUGGGCAAAGUUUGUCUUUAAUACUAUUAUUAGGCUCCUGGCUUUACUUUCAUUAAGUAACUAUCAUGAAUAAAAUAGAUGUUGAAUUCCAGCAAGGUUUAUUAUUUAGGUUAUUAAAUACUUUGUCAUCCUGAAGGUUUUCCCUCAUUUUUGAAUGUCCCUUCUUCUCCAGUCAUUGUGUAUUUAAAAUGAUGAAACUAAGAUUCAGUAUACUGUCCUAUUUAUGAUAUAUAUAAGCAGUAAUAAAUUUCUGCAGUGUUUCGCACAAAUGACCCUUUAAAUAGUUACCUUGAGUCUCAUUUAUUGCCUAAUGGAAUUGGGAAAGCUUUCAUAAAAUGUUUAUGAUUUGUAUCUUUAGGUAUGUAUUUACUCUGAGAUUCUUAAGUCAUCAUUUUUCAGAUGCAGCUGCAUUUGUGUCUACUCUUUAAAAACUGAUUCCUGUUUAUUCUAGUUUGCUAUUUCAUGCUUUCUCUAUGUGUAUGGCUACCAGGCCCCUCAGUCCUUCCCUUCCCCCUGGAGUUAAUCUUUAGAUUGAUCAUUUAGUCUUUUUCUCACUGAAAGAUAAGCAAUUGGUCCAUUAAUAAUUAAUCUAGUCUUUAUAUCGGGCUGUAGGAAUACAGCAGUGAAUAAGAAAAAAGCUCUUGCUGAACAUGAAGUUUAGAAUCUAACAGUGCAUUCAGGAAUCAUGUUGCAUUGUUAGCAAAUUAUUGAAAUAAUUUUAUAAAUGCUCUAACACUGCUUCUUUGUGGAGUUAUUUUACAAGCCAGUAAAACGUAUAACUCCUGAAUAUUGUACCUUUUAGUCCACCACUAAGCUACCCUCACUUAAAUAAAUCUUAAAAAAAAAAAAGUUCUUAUUUAUGAAUAGAAGAACUGGGUUGUAGACCAAAGGUGCCGCAGGGCUGUAGGGUGGGGGUGAGAGGAUUCACCAGAGACAGAGUGGGGAGAACAGGCUGAUUUACUGACAUAAAGUACGAGGGGAGCAGCAGGCCAGACAGGAGAAGUUUGCCACAUGAUAACGUGGGUUAGCUCCCUGGCAGGGGAUCAAACUCAGGCUGCAGAGGUGCUAGCAUUGAGAAUUAAACCCUAUGCCACCAGGGAGGCCCUUAAGAACUUUACUGUUAGUAGAGAACUAGAAACAACCUGGUGCCCAUCAACAGAUGAUUGGAUAAAGAUAUGCUACAUAUACACAAUGGAACACUACUCACUUAUAAAAAUAAAUAUUUUUCCUCAAAAAAAAAAAAAA